GUCUUGAAAUCGGGACAGGCCGAUAUGCAUUUGGCUAAGAUGGUGUCGUCUUACGCUCCAUCGACGCUGGCCGCCUACUUAUCGAAGUGGCGACACUGGCUCAGGUUUGCAUCGGCUUGCAAUGCCAACCCUUACGAUCCUUCCAUUGACCUUCUCCUGGAUUUUUUGGCAACUAAUUCCAGGGGUAAGCUGCAAACCGCGACGACAUGGAUCAAAUCCUUGAGAUUCAUCUCCCGGAAGGCGCAGCUGGACUCGCUACGUUCGGCUCUGCAUUCGGACCUCGUGUCAGCUUACGGCAGAUCUGGCUCCAUUGUGGAACGCAGAGAGAGUGCGCCUCUGCCCCUCAGUUUUGUCAUUUGUCUUGAGCGCCGGGUUCUGGAUACAUCACUUUCUUCUCAGCAGCGGAUCAUUGCAGGGGCCUUUCUGCUUUGCGUCUUUGCAUCCCUCCGCUUCUCGGAUGCAUUAUGGUGUCCACCGGGGCGCUUGUCCAUCACGGGGGUCUCACUGCAAGCCACUGCGAUGCUGCAUCCCAACUUCACACCCGAUUUCAUUCUGGCCAGGUAUUGUACUCCUUCGGCAGCUUUUCUCUGCGUGCUAUUCGCAGUUACUUUCUUAAGCUAUGGGCGGCAGCUUCUCAUUCGUGAAGACCUGCAGCGUCAGCAAGGACAUCACCGUUCUUCUCUGGCCGGCAUGUCGGAUCUCUAUGGACGUGACGAUGUGGCCGGUCCAUUGGAGUUUCAGCGCCAGGUUGUUGGGGCUGUCCUCGAAGGUUUUCGUCCCCGCCGGCCCCGUCUGCGUGGAGGGCUUCCUCCUACCGUGGACGUCGAGGUCGCUCUGCCUAGCGUUCCAGGUGCCUCGGAUAUGCCGCCAGUCGGCUCCAACCCGGUACCUCCGGCUGAGCAUGAUACAUCCAGGGAGUCGGAGGCUGAGGAUACACGGUCGGCUUCUCCGAUUCCAUUGCCUCCACCCACUCAAGACUUGCCGGAGUCGGUUACGGAAGCAUUGUCCAUGACAUUGGAGCCUAUUCCUCAGGACGCUGCAUCUUCCUCAGGCGGGGCUGAGGAGUGGACGGACGUCCAGGGUCACGCUGACGAAUACUUCUUUCUUCUGAAUGGCGCUGCAGUGUUCGAGGUGUCGAGACUUCCUGCCUUGCAUUUAGGUCCCUGUGACGCCGCCGUGGCUUCAUUGUUUGCUGCGGCCGUCAUGGACAGUUUCUCCAGCUAUGACAGCGAGUCAGCCAGUACAUCCUUCUCAUCUGAGAUUGAGCUGUUUCUGGAGGCUCCCGCCACAGACUGGCAACCAGUCAUCCGCAUCCGCCCGUGGCAUUUUCAUGUUCCUCGACUCGAUUACAUUCUUUGGUUCAGUACGCGCACCGAAAGAGCUAUUCUCACACGGGAGGAGAUCACCAUUUGGGAAGCGGCCUGGGGCAGCAUUGCCUUCAACCAUCGGGUGCUUUUUUUCUCCAACCAGCAGAUUUGGCUUGCAGUUGCAUUGGGCAUUUGUGAGCUGCGUCGCUGUGUGGCCACAGCCUUGUACUUAGGAGUGAGGCCUUCUGCAUGGGGCACAAAAUGUGUUGCGGGUUGGUUGCAUUCAAUACCCGUGCCGCAGCCCUUCUUUGCUUUUAAGCCCGUGCAGGACAUGUCUCUUUCUUCCGGAUUGUUGGAUACAUUGGUCGACAAAGGCUUCAACUCUAUGGCCCUGCUUGCCUUUGCUGUGCCCGAUUCUGACUCUCUUGAGCACUUCAUCGUGUCCAUCGUGGGUCGUCCUCUUGGGUCUGAUCCAUCGGCGCCUCUGCUCACGGCAGAUGCUGCGGCUCUUCGGCGAUUAUACCACCUCUGCAAAACCGAGUGUGCCGGGAUUGGCCCCUCCACUCCCGCCUCCAUUGUGCCAACUGCCUCUGGCAAGAAAUCGCUGUCCAAGGAGGAGAUUGCGGAGUUGAUGCAAAAAUUCAUGAAGGCCUAUCCAUCGGAACUCGUUCGGGCGGAUAUUAUGCCUUCAUCUCCUUUUCUCAUGGUUGUGCGCGAACAUUUGGACGCUGGACGGUUCUCCUGGAUCCCCUGGAGGCUGCGUUCCUCUGCAUCAGAUGAGGAGCAAUUCCUUGAGCGUCGUCGGCCUCGGACAGACGCAAAAUUGCUGACUCGCCUCCUGCGAGAGGGUCAGCCCGAAGAAGAGUGCAUUGCGUCGAUCCCGCAAUCAGGCCCAGUAGAGCCGAUUGUGCGCCGUUUCUGGGAUCUCCUCAUGUACGCCAUUGCUCUGAAUGAUGGGGCUCAUCUCCUGCAUCUCCGGAAAGCCGCGGAGAAGUUCCUCAGCAUUGCAUUGGCCACGCCCUCGGAUCGCAACAUGCGCCCUCCGUCACUCCAGGAGAUCGUGGAGGCUGACCGUGCUCUCUGGUUAGGGGUUGCAUCCAUUCAAGCGGACCAGGGCUGGUCACUUACGGAUGCUUUGGCGGAGAUGAUUUUUGCUCGUCCGGAUGUCUACAGUGCGUUGGCCCCGAGGCUGAAGCCCCUUACUCCACCUGCACCUCCUGCUGCAUCGGGGGCCAACAAGCGCAAACAGCCUGCCUUGCCGCCUCCCCCGCCGCACAAGCAGGUCUCCCUCAAGUCCUGGCCAGAUUCUUGGGCUCGCACCGUUGAGGGUAAGGGCUUGGGGCGCACCUUGACUCUGCUUUUGUCACAGCGGGGUCUGAUGCCCCUCCAGAUUCCAGAUUUUGCUGCACCUGCCACGCUCUCUGCGGAGGCUCUUCUUCGCGAGUCGCCUGACUUGGACGACCGGCUCAUCAGGGCUCUCGCCCCGACCCAUUUCUUUUCCAGUUUUGUCAUUAUUUCAGGUGUGCACUCUCCUCGACAUCAGGACAGCAUGAAUGCAUGCGCACCCAACGUUGUGUUCCCCCUCACUUCAUUCGCUGGGGGUGAGCUGCGUGUCUCCAAGGCAUGCGACACCGCUGCUGGCCAAGGUUCCCCGGCGACACAGUUCAUUGACCUUCCAGUGGCGUUCAACGCCAGGGAUUGCCCUCACGAGGUGUUGCCCUCGCAGGGGCUGCACGUGGUCGUUGCGGCCUACACUUUGCAAGCUGCAUUGCAUAUCGACUCAUAUCCUGAGCUUGGGGCGUCCUUGACUGCACUUGCAUUCCCUCUGCCACCGGUGGAUUUUGCGUACUCGCCAGAGACCCUGAUUCCGCGUGUGCUUCCUUUGUCGCCUUGCCAACGGGCUCUGCUUCCAUCUCCAAUGGCUGCGGUCGAGUCCUCGGCUCCUUCUGUGUCUGCAUCCACCCAUGCUCAGCCCUGCGAUGAACCGUUGAAGGUGGAUGCCUUACUGGGCUCCUGCCAGCUUCCUUCUCCCACUCCAAGGCUUUUCUUGGAUUUGUUUGCGGGAGCGCGUGCGCCGGUCACUUCAGCCAUUCAAUCUCUGCGGCGUGAUUGCUUUCCUCCAGUGGACUUGAUCAUCGAUGCAUCCCGCGACAUCUUGGACGAUGCAUUUUUCGAUCUGCUUUGCCGCAUUGCUGACUCAGGUUUGGUCGGUGCUGCUCUUGCGGCGCCCGUCUGCUCCAAGCACAGCAUUUUGCGGUUGCGUCCAGGUGGUCCGAAGCCUCUGCGUGACUUCGAGCACCCUACCGGCCGUCCCGACUUGAACUGGGACGAUUCUGCGCAACUCCAGGAGAGUGCAUUGCUUCACGAUCGCACUCGAAUUCUGCUUUCUCGUGUCAGCGCUUCUGGGGGCUUGAUUAUAUUUGAAAACCCGGCAUCUUCUCUUACCUUUCAUGAUCCGCUCAUGAUGAGCUGGAUUGAAUCUGAGGCCCCCUUGUGUGCUCAGGUGGCUUCUUGUAUGGUUGGUGCAUCCUUCUCAAAAUCUUGGAUGUUCGUCUCCAAUCAACCCGGCAUACUGGAUCUUGCCUGCAUCUGCACGCAUGCACCUGGCACACAUGUGUCGUUUGAGGGCAAACGAGAUGGGACCGGCUUUCUCAGUCGGCGUACUGCCGAGUAUCCGGAUGCACUAGCUUCAUCGUUGGCGCGACUGUGUGCUCCAUUCCUUACCGACCUGGGCGCCUGUAGCGACUUCUCACAUUGGCGCGCGCUGCUUCCGUCGGAUCCCGGUUGGAUCAUGCAUCCUUGCAGGGUUGAGGACGGUGGCGGCACCACCAGCACUGCAUGUUGGCUUCGGCCCCCUUCUGAAGAUGUGCUCCACGAUCUCCGACAUAGAUGGUCCCACCGGCUUUUCAAUACGGGGCUGUGCCUGCGCAUCGCCUCUCAUCUCCAACUUGCACCAAAAGCACCUCCUCUUUCAGAAGCUGAGAUCGCUCCAUUCCUGCAGGACAUUUUCGACGCUUUCCAGAUCCCGCCGACCUCGCAGGAAGAGAUCUUCUCUUCGUUGCUCCGGGUCAACCUUUACGUCUGA
Messenger RNA from Symbiodinium necroappetens, 4392 nucleotides. Lineage: Eukaryota; Dinophyceae; Suessiales; Symbiodiniaceae. The record is from the annotation of a GenBank genome assembly.